AUGAAGAGGUCGCACACAGAUGCGCCUCGAAACAACCGUCAGCGUAAGAAUAUUCUGACUAGGACAUUCACAGUCCAAGGCCCCAAAGAUCCAAGAGUCGCUGUUGAUGAAUGGCGCGGCGUGAAGAAGAGUGAUGAUAGCAAGGAGAAUGAUGGUAGUGGGAGUGAUUGGAUUUCAUCUGAUCAAAAGAAAGACGUCAUCAAAUGUGCAAUCGCUUACACUAUUGCAACUUUAUUCACCUUUAAUCCAACAUUAAAUCGUCUAAUAAGUGCCUUAGACUUUAAUGACCAAUCUAAAUAUUCCAAAGUGGCAGUGAAUGCCCAUAAUCUGGCAUCUGCUACCGUCUGGUUUAAUCCUGCGCGUAGUCGCGGCUCUAUGCUACAAGCUAUUCUCUUUGCUUUGACUGCUUUAGCAUUCGUCACAGUUUUAUCUUUAGCCGCUACUUUCACGUUGACUUUCGUGGAUUUUGAUCCGGAAAAUGAGUACUGGUCUACAGAUAUCGAUGAAUUCAUCGUCGCUUUUGUUUGGAUCGGUAUUGGCUCAGCUAUCGCCGCUUUCGCUAGACUCAAAAUGGCCAAUCAGACGUUCAACUCAGCAGCGACCAUGUCUUGCAUUGUUUUCUACUCAGUUGUGGUAAACAAUGGCGGUAUAGCCAGGCUAAUCCAGUAUCUGGGUAUGGCGAUGAUUGGUAUUAUCAUCUCAUCCACCGUCUGCCUCUUAAUCUGGCCGAAAAGCUCAACAAGUGCACUGCGAAGAGAUCUCAGUGACAGCAUGGAUAGUUUUGCAAUGCUAUUAGAUACACUGUUCUCCAAUUUCACUCAAGACGGCGAAAAGCCACUCGAUAAAGAUGCUUUCGAUAAAGCUGUCAAAGCGCACGACGAAGCUUUUGUCACUUUGAAAGCUGAGCUCCCACACGCCCUUCGUGAAAGAUGGUUGAAAGAUCAGCGCGUUAACAAGAGUCAGAUACGUCAAACAUACAAACACGCAGUGGAAGCUAUCGAACGUUUAGCUCAGCAUUUGACAGGAUUGAGAAGCUGUCUUAAUAUGCGUGAUGAGAUGAUGCUUCAGGAUGAAAGCUUCUCAAAAGCAUUCCAGACAAGCAUUGACAUAGCAAGAAAACCCAUGCAAGAACUUACGGAGACAACUGUGAACGUGCUGAAAGAAGCAAAGUUGGUGUUCAAACGUGAUUCAAACCCUGACGUGCUUACUGAAACGCGCCGCUCUAUGUUGAUAGCUAGUGAAAGAAUGCAACGUGCAAUAAGAAAGUUUGAUAUUUCUUCCGGUAUAGUGCUCGAGUCUUCGCAGCCAGACAUUAGAAUAGAUGUCAAGUCAAUACAGGAGCCAUCGCUGAUAACUCAGUUCUAUUUAUUCAAUCUAAGAGAGCUAGCAACAGAGCUAUACCACCUUCUAUUAUUGAUAGAUGAGAUAAGCGAGCAUGAUUUAAUGUUCGUCUUUAAAAUCUCAUUGAGAAACUCCAAUAUUCUUGAUGAGAAUUAUCAAGAUGACGAAAGUGUCUUUGACGAGAGCAGCUCUUAUUUCAGCACUAAGCUACAGCGUCCACCAAUGUUGCGCAGAAGAAUGAGAAAAACUCUAUCCAAAUUAAUUCCCAUUGAUCCCAGUGAAUUUAAGGUAGACGAUCAAUCUAAAUACUGGAGAAGCAGUAAGGUUGUUGAGGAGGAGAGUAUUGGUUUCCCAGAUCGACUCAAUCAGAUGCUAUGGAAAGUACUCAGAUUUAGCAGAAGAAGGGAUGUUAAGUUUGCUAUUAAAACGGGUGGUGCUUUGGCUAUACUCUCGAUGCCCUCCUUCCAUUCCAACUUACGAAAGUUUGCUAUGAACCUAAGGCUGGAAUGGGCGUUGAUUAGUUGCUUUGCAUCUCUCUCUCCCACAGUCGGACAGACAAAUUUCAUGUGCUUCCAGCGUAUUCUCGGUACGCUUGUUGGUGCUGCUGUCGCAGUCAUUUCAUUCAUCGCACUGGGUCAUUCACUAGUCGGUGCUAUAGGAUUUCCUAUUGUCGGCUUGUUUUUCUCGCUUCCAUGUUUUUAUAUAGUUGUUGGAUCGAGCAGAUAUUCUUCGACUGGCCGUUUCAUUCUUCAAUCGUACAACCUCGUAGCAUUGUACGCAUUUAAUUUGCGCGAGCAAGAUAUGAAUCCUAUAACAAUAGCCGCAAAGCGCUCAGCGGCUGUUACAUUGGGAAUUACAUUCAGUAUGAUAGUUUCAAGACUUUGGUGGCCAGUUGAAGCUCGCAAAGAGUUAAGAACUGGACUAGGUGAUUUGAUUCUAGAUUUAGGAUAUCUUUAUAACAGACACACAUUAGCGCAGUCAGUCUCGCCAGUGCCUUUCUGUCUCAGUCCACAGUCUGUCGAUUCGUUCGAUCUGGCAUCGGAAGCUGAGCGUGCUUCGGAAACAACAAACUUGCUUAGUCCACAAAAAACAAUGAUGGGAGAAAAGAGAGAGGAGCAGAUAUCCAAGGAGUUCAUGUCCAUGGAAUUGCACAUACAAAUACACUUGAUCAAAUUGCGUAACUUGCUAGCACAGACCAAGAAUGAACCCAGAAUAAAAGGACCAUUCCCAGUAAAGAAGUAUGCAGACUUACUUGGCUCAUGUCAAAGAAUACUUGAGGUAAUGCAUAUUCUGGGAAUGGUAACGCAGCCGCAGAACUUGUACGCACGACGCUUCAUGGACAAAUUCAGAGAAGAGAGGAGAGAAAUGGUUGGAAACGUCCUGCUCUUCUUUAGCGUGAUUGCUAGUGCACUCUACUCCAAGUCGCCACUGGCACCGUAUCUCCCACCUGCUAACAAAUCAAGACAAGCACUGAUGGAUAAAAUUCAGGCAGCAAGCUCAACAGCAUCGGCGACAGCAGCAAUGGCUGCUCAAGCUUCUACUUCCUCAACGCAAGACUUGGAAAUAAACUCAACUGCGUCACAUCUUCUAGUUUUUGCCUACGCUCUUUGCAUGCGUUCGCUUAUAAAUGAACUUGAAGUAUUGGGAACACAGCUGCAGGGCACGUUCGGUGUUAUUGGCAAUACAGACACAGGAGUGCUUGAAUUCGGUAAGUGUUAA
Wallemia ichthyophaga EXF-994 is the source of this 3060-nucleotide messenger RNA. RefSeq lists its product as uncharacterized. Lineage: Eukaryota; Fungi; Basidiomycota; Wallemiomycetes; Wallemiales; Wallemiaceae. The record is from RefSeq and is a predicted model, not a curated record. Bases 1 to 3060 code for a protein of 1019 amino acids. The transcript has 4 exons.